AUGCAAGAUGAAAAGCGGAAAAGCAGAAAAGCAGGAGUUGACCAAAGAAAUGAAAAGGAGCUCCCUUUGGGAUUGAGAAUGUCGCUGAAGGGAAACAAAGCUUGGGUCAUUCACGAACAGAAUGCUUCGGCCUUCUUUCUUGCUCUGCAGCACCACAGCCGGAUAUGCCCCAGUCAGAUGUAG
Messenger RNA from Penicillium digitatum Pd1, 183 nucleotides. Lineage: Eukaryota; Fungi; Ascomycota; Eurotiomycetes; Eurotiales; Aspergillaceae. The record is from RefSeq and is a predicted model, not a curated record.